GUCAGUCAUAACGAGAGAUUAUAAAUGUAUCAAUAGGAUUAUUACAAUAUUUUCUUAUAACUAUGGGAACAUUGAAUUAUUUUUUGUUCGCGAUUCUCUUUGGAUCGAUUGUACAACGAGGAAAAUGUUCGAACAUAAAAUUGAAUGAAUAUUUGAGUGAAAAAUUAAGAGAGGCCAAAGUUAAUAUAGCUAAAAGUCAUAUCGAAGCAUCUCAAACAGUUUUUGUUAACAAUUACAAUGUGAGUUGGUUAAAAUCAUGGGAUACGAUAUGGGAUACAAAUCCACCAUUAAUAAUAAAUACAUUUAAUCAAAUGUUAUUCGCUCAUACCAAUGGAACUAUGGAUAUUUUUAUGAAUGGUUCUACUUCGAGCAAAGUUUUCAAAUUUAAAGAAAAAAGUACUAUUGGCCAGGGUUAUUUUAUCAAAUUCGUUAGAACAAUUAAAUGGAAAACGACUCUUUAUCUUUUUCUUUGUUACAAUAUCGGUUGGUGCAGCUUGUACACAGGAAACGAUAUUACAGAUUUAAUUCAUAGACAACAUGUUAUAUAUUCAAAACUAAUCGAUGCUUGUUUCUUUACCAAAGCUAAUCGGCUUUAUUUAAUAUUAGUCGAUAAUAUAAGCGUUAUUUAUCAUUGGGCUGGUACUUACAUGGAUAUCUACACUAACAUAAUGACCAGUUCUGCUGUAUCGGUCACUACGUUUAAAUAUAAACAAUCGGUUAUUAUAAUAUUUGCUCAAAAUUCUAAAUCCGAUUCAAUAGUUACUUCUACCGUUUACGAAUUCAAAGAGAAUACUAUCGAUAUAAUACAAUUUUUGCCUACGAACAAACCGAUGUCUAUUCAUCAUUAUACUUGCAAUAAUCAUCAUUUUGUUUUAAUGAUAAAUAAAAUGCAAGUAAGCAGUGUAUAUUUAUGGGAUGGUACAGAAUUGUUAAAAUGGAUCGAUAUUCCAGAAAUUAGAACAUUUUAUUCUAUGCAAACAGUAUAUUUACAAGAUGGUACCUACUUUAUUGUUGCUCAUAAUGACGUUGUGGAGUUAUUUAAAUUAUUAAAUAUGGCCAAUUAUGUGUCUCUAAGUGUUCGAAAAUUAAAUAAUAAUAGGAACAUAGUGGAUAUGCAAGCAUUAAAUAAUGGAUAUGAGACCAUAACUUUGAUAUUAACCACAUUAAGCUACGACGGCUUAUAUUUCGUCGAGAUUUGGGAUUUAAAUGUCAAAAAUAAAACCUACCAUGAGAAUAAACAAAUGGUCACAGACACAACACGAGAAUGUUUGUCAGAGAUCGUUAGAAUAUUACAAAAUAGAUUGUUUGUCAUUAGGAAAUUUGAGUCAUUUAUGCUCUACUCUAAUUAUUCGAUAAAGAAUAAUUCCUAUGUUUUUGAUACGCUCGAAUAUCCAAGUGUGAUUUUGAAAUCGGGUGUUGUAGAAAAGAUUGAUUUAUUUGUCGAAGAGGAAGUAUUUACACCAUCCGAACUUCGAAAGAAUUUAGAUGAUCUUGAAUCGAAAAUCGAAAGUCUGUUGAAAAGAUCAUUAAAUAUUUUACGACCAAACACUAAGAAUAAUUUAUAUGGUGUGAUCAAUAUCACUGGUGAUGCAUUUUUCAAAGAAAUGGUAAUCGAUACGAUAUCCAUCGAUAAAUUAAAUAACGUUAGUUAUCGAUCUAACAAUCUCAUAUCCUUAAAAGAUGAUCAACAAUUUGCCUCGUCUCUAAACGCUGAUAAUAUCAUCGUUCAUAAUCUCAAAGUGAAUUCCCUUUGUGGAAUUCCUCAUCAGUAUUGGGCAACGAUAGAAAACAAAGAUGAAAAAAUAUUAGUCAGCGAGAAUGAUAGUACUAGAAAAUUAUAUGAAAAUAGUAUACUCGUCCAUUCGAAUAUUUCUAUACCUAAUUUGAAAGUAAAAAAGAUCAAUGAAAUUGACAUGGAGCAAUUGAUUGAUCAGCUGUUCAUUAUAGGUGGCAAUCAGACGAUUACAGGUAACAUUACAUACCAGUAUGUAGAGGUGAAAAAUCUUAAAACAAAAAUGUACAAUGGGGUAUCAUCCACGUUACUGAUGACAAAUGCGUUCGAUCAAAAUUUUCAGGAAUUAUAUAUAAAAACGCUCGAAGUUGAUUCCCUUCAUGUAGAAUAUAUUAAUGGCAUUCCUAUAUCCGAAUUUGCUAUGAAAUCACGUGAAAAUGUUAUCAGUGGUGAAGUGAUAUUAGAUAAGAUGGAAGUAACAGAAAUGCUUAUUAUGGAUUCAGAUGCAAAAAUGUCAAUUAUUCCGCCGUCUCAAAUUUAUGAUAGCGUGGUAAUAUCAGGUGACAUCGCAGUAAAAAAAAUUGAUUUUGAAGAAAAUGGAAAAUUAAUUAUGGAUAAUUUAAAAGUUAAACCAAGAGAGAUUUUCCAUAACAUGUGGACAAAAUCGACCGAUCAAACAAUUCGAAAUGACGUUUCACUCGAUUUCGGUGUAACUAUCGAUCGAUUAGAAACUAAAUACUUGAAUGGUUUUACCGAGGAAGAAUUCUUAUACACCACAGUCGAAAAGAUUCCGUCGAUUUUCACAAAUCUUCAUUUUAAAAAUCUACAUAUCAACGAUGUCUUUCACGUGAACGAAACAAAAUUAAAUAGCAUCGAUGUUCAUCAAGAUCGUAUUAUAAUCCGCGGUGAUUUACAUGUCCAAAAAUUACAAUUACAUCAUUUGAUAACCGAUUAUUAUAACAAUAUAUCCGUCGAUAUAAUUUUGAAUAACACUGGAAAUCUGAAAUUGUCGGAGGACAUUAAUCUUCCUGCAAUUUCAGUAGAACGUGCAAUCGUACGUGAAUUCAAUCUUGAAUUUCUCAAUGAUCGAGCAGUUUCUCCUUAUUUAAAAAUACCGAUCAAGGUAAACGAAACAGAAUUGAUCAGAACACCGAAAUUUCGUGCUGAAGAAAUCACGAUCGAAAAUUUUAAUGGAAAAAAUAUCUCGUAUUUGAUCGAAUUGGAAAAUGUAACAAUCGCUGAUAUCAUGGAAGAAAUCAUUAUUGAAAAUGAUCUAGUAUUAAGCGAGGAAUUGGAAGUGAUUAGAAUAGCUAAUUACUCAGCUGAAAUGUAUUUGAAAAAAAUAGCAUUGCAAAAUAUAUCAUUGCCGACAGGAAUGAUGGAAGAAUUAAUUGUACAGAACAUAACGAUGGAUUUUUUAGAGGGUUUCAGAGUCGAUACACUUCCUUCGAGUAUUUUUUCAAAGAUAGGUUCACAAAAAAUACCAGGAAGAUUUACGUUCCACACGAUUCGUGCAGAUAAUAUGGAAGCUAAUUAUAUUAAUGGACUGGACACUUCGAAAUUGAUGUGGAUAGAUGAACCUCUUAUUUUUGAAGGAAAUGUAACAUUUACGGAUCUCUUCGUUGAUAAUGAUGUUAGUGUAGGAAGUUUGAAUGGUUAUGAUACUCAACAGUUAUACCAAAGCCCCAUCUCUUUAACUUCUACAAACUUACAUAAUUUGAGCGUGUCUGGACAUAUUUCAUGGGAAAAUUCUAAUCAAUCCACUGAAUCGUUAUCACAUUUAUUCGAAAAAGCACUUAGGAAAGAUACACCGCAAGAAAUUGUGGGUAAUGUAACUUUCAUAAAACAUUUACGUACUUCGUUCUUUAUAGGAGAUAUUGAAGGUAUAGAUGAGAUUAGAAAUAUCAUAGAAGAUGCUGUAUUCGAAAAUUCGGAGAAAAUUGUUUUGAGUGGACAAAAAGUUUUCCAAAAUAAUUUAACGAUGAAUACUUUGAAGACACAAGACGUGAUCGAUAUAGUAACGAUUAAUGGAAUAAAUAUCAUUGAAUUAAAUGCCUCGGUUGUUAAUAAAUAUGAAAAAAAUAUUGUAACAGGACCGAUUGAGUUUUUAAACGAAGUCAUAAUCGAUAAUCUCGUUUUCAACGAUACUCUUCACGAUACGUUGAAUACGGAUUUGGUUCUUUCUAAUCAAAUAUUACCGAAUAAUACAUAUAUAAAAAAUCUCGUUGUUAUUGGAGAUAUUUUUUUGAAGAGGAUCGAUGACGUUGAUUUUAAUGAAUUCGUAGAGAAUCGUGUAACGCUUAGCAAAGAUCAUGUUAUAUCUUCUGAUAUACAAUUUCAAGGCCGAGUUGAAGUAACAGGAAAUGCUAUGAUAAAGAAGAUCAAUGGUAUUGAUACUUCUGAUCUAGUUAUAAAUUCAUUACAAACAACCCAAAUUAUUUCUGGUAAAAAAACUUAUAUAAAUGACUUAAAAGUGAAUAAUAAUGUCGAGAUUCCAUUGAUAAAUGGUAUCAACUUAAACGAGGAAUUCUCUAACAGUGUUUUGAACGAUGAAAACGUAAUAAUCACCGGAGACCUCAUCUUUCAAUCGCAUGUAGAUAUUCCAAAAAACAUAAUCGUUUCUGGAUUAGUAAACGGUGUAAACGUAAGUGAUUUAGUCAACGAUUUGGAUCAUUUAGAAAAUCAUAGCAUAUCUGCUUUGAAAGAAAAUACAGCGUUUAUCGAACAUGCUAUUUUAAACGAAACUUCUAUUAUAAAAUCUUUACCAAGUGUUUUUGCAUAUUUGGAAGAAGAAGAUCGUUUGAAGAUCGAAGUACCGACAGUUAAAAAGAUCGACGUAGUUAUGUUUGACUCGAUCUUAAAAUUAAAUAUGUAUGCUGAACAAAAUGGCAGCUUUUGUGGAUUACCAGAGAAGUGUUCCUGUCCAUUGCAAUACGUUGCUGAAUUAACAAAAAAUGAUAGUCGUGUUUGGCGAUGCAACAAUAUUUCUAUUGUCAAACAUUUUUAUAAACCAAACAAUCUUUUUGGUAUAGAUGUAACGACCAGUAGUGUUUCUUACAAUGCUCAAUGCAGUCGAAAUGAAACGGAUUUGGAAGUUACUACGAUUUCAUGGAUGUCCAAUGAAAAACUUGGAACAGCUAAUAUCAUCAAGGAAAGAUAUUCGAUUAUUGAAGCCAUGGGUUUCCUUAAAGAUUCAAAAACGUUCAUUCAUAAUGAUCAAGUAUACAUAACUUUGGCGAUAUAUUAUGAUCCUACAACGAAAAAACACGACACGAAUUCGUUUAUUUAUAAAUUAAAUUUAAAAAAUGAGAGUCUAACUUUGCAUCAAGAGAUUCGAACGAAUGGUGCAUCAGCUCUUGAAAUUUUACAAAUAAAUAAUAAUGUGUAUAUUGUUAUAGCUUGUGAUGGAAAUACGAAAAUGGGUUCAUUAAUUUAUAAAUUAGAUUCUAUUACUUCGAUGUUCGUUUUGUUAAGAAGAUUUCCAGGAAAAAGUAAUUGUGUAAAAAGUUUAUCGAACGAUGAUGAUUAUUUCAUUAUGAUUAAUGAUCUCGAUAUGAACGCUUUAAAUAUUUAUUAUUACGAUUAUAAAUUUGAUAAUUUUUAUCAUUAUCAAAGUUUCUUCUAUGAUUCGCCUAUCAAUGAAAUUCAAAGUUUCUAUAUUGGCGAGAUUGUAAAUAAUGAUGGUUACGUUAUAGUAACCACAGAAGACGGGCAAUUUUAUGUUUAUGAAUAUAUGUUUGUUGGGAAAUUCCAAAGAAAGAUUGUACAUCAAAUAGAUGGUUUACAAACUGUAGUUCCAUUCCAUUACGAUCAGUAUCAUUAUCUUCUUUUUGGAACAAAAACAAAUACUACGAUUAUGCGUAUUGUGCAACUGGGUUUACAUUGAAAUCAUUCUAAUUAAUUCAUACAUUUUAUGAAUGCAAUGUCUUUG
Molecule: messenger RNA, 5663 nt
Organism: Vespula vulgaris
Lineage: Eukaryota; Metazoa; Arthropoda; Insecta; Hymenoptera; Vespidae
Product: reticulocyte-binding protein homolog 1-like
Exons: 18
Coding region: 63-5618 (1851 amino acids)
Cellular component (GO): cell surface
Molecular function (GO): heparin binding
Source: RefSeq, a predicted model, not a curated record